AUGGCUCUAACGUUACAACAGUGCCCCGUUUGCUUUAACCACUAUAGAAGCACUCCAGACGGGAAGUUAUGUCGGCACGGAGUUAAAGUGAAAAGAAAGGAAUGCUCGGGGUCUCGGAAAAAACCCGGGUUGCCCACACGGUCUUCGGCCGCAUCGGUCUCCGGUGAUCCUCUCGACCUGGAUUACUCUGGUGUUUUUGACAAGCUGACGGCCGUGCUGAAAUGUGUACCGGUGUACGACCAUAUCCCUAAGCCAUGCAGGGAGAAAUUCGCACAUGAUCUGAACGCCUUACUGACGGCUGUUUGUAAUGACCCUGGUAACCCGGCUCACGGAGUUAGACUCCACUGUUUUGUCCCAUACGUCUUACAGAAGACUUCCAGAGGGGGUCGCCGGGUCAACCAGGGCAAUCUGGUCAACAAGUGUCUAAGCGAAUAUUCAACUAUUGGUCUUGAAACCCUGGUACUGUGCUUUGAUGGGUUCAAUAAUGCCAAAUCACAAAAGCACAACCCCGAUCGGUGGACCAACGCUGUGUCAUCUUGUAUUGAACAGGGAAACCUGUCCUCGGCUGUCAGACUUGUCUGUUCGCCGGAGGGCCUAGCGGAGAGCUCGCCGGCCACCUUCGAUAAAUUAUGUUCCAUCCACCCAAAAAUUCCGGUGGACAGGCGGGUCUUUCCCGCAUUGACACCAACGGCUGGUUGCGUUUCUUCCGCCGAGGUGCUGAGGGCCGUUAAAUCGUUCAAAAACGGUUCUUCUGGAGGCCUGGAUAGCCUACGACCCCAGCACCUUAAGGAUGUUUUUUCAGGCCCCUUGCCAAUCGACGACACACUGAAAUCCUUAACCCAAUUCAUUAAUUUGAUCCUAUCUGGAGCUUGCCCACUCUCCGUCCGCCGGCAUACAAGCGCACAUAGACCAGCAGAGAAGCAGGCAGCAGUUAAUUGCUUGCAUUACACACCAUGUUUCCAUCCAUCUCCAGUCACUUCCGUCAAGCCAAACAGGAAGGAGCAGGUUGCCAACUUAUCGAAAAAGCGAAUUAUCGAAUCUCUUCUCAUCACUCCCCUCCGUACGACGCUCUCUAAUUAA
Molecule: messenger RNA, 1080 nt
Organism: Helobdella robusta
Lineage: Eukaryota; Metazoa; Annelida; Clitellata; Rhynchobdellida; Glossiphoniidae
Exons: 3
Coding region: 1-1080 (359 amino acids)
Source: RefSeq, a predicted model, not a curated record